Molecule: messenger RNA, 1524 nt
Organism: Trichoderma virens Gv29-8
Lineage: Eukaryota; Fungi; Ascomycota; Sordariomycetes; Hypocreales; Hypocreaceae
Exons: 5
Coding region: 1-1524 (507 amino acids)
Biological process (GO): transmembrane transport
Cellular component (GO): membrane
Molecular function (GO): transmembrane transporter activity
Source: RefSeq, a predicted model, not a curated record
AUGGAUCAGCAGGUAGAUAAGUUGCCUGAGAAAGCCGAGCAUGACAAUGCACUGGAAUUAGCAGCCACCGAAAGCACCAGCCAGACAGUCGAGCUGAUCCAACUCAACCCCCAAGCCGUUCCCCGUGAUAUCGGAGCCUUUCAGAUAAUCGCCCUCGGCUUCAACAUUCCGAACAGCUGGGCGGGCGUUGCCACCGCGUUCUCAGCCGCCCUAACAGCCGGAGGCCCCGUCUCGCUGAUCUAUGGCAACUUUGUCAUCACGGCCAUGUAUGCGUCUGCAGCCGUCACGCUCGCGGAGCUUGCGAGUGUUUACCCGACAGCAGGUGGACAGUAUCAUUUCACGAGCAUCAUGGCGCCUAAGAGUUACAAUCGAUCCAUCUCUUAUAUCUGUGGCAUGAUAGCGACGGUUUCGUGGAUCAUAUGUUCCACAAGCGUGGCCAGUAUUACGACCGAGUUUUACAGCGGUUAUAAGGCGAACGCCUGGCAGUUGUUCCUCAUAUCCCAGGGACUCAACUUAUUCUCACUAGCCUAUAAUUUAUUCUUGUUGAAACGGACCCGAUGGAUUCACGAUGCAGCUUUCUUCUUGACCCUGUCAACCUUUCUCACAAUAUCAAUCGUUUGUCUCGCCCGAGGCGACAAGCAGUCGUCAACAUGGGUUUGGACCAACUUCGAACCGUCGUCAGGAUGGCCGCCCGUAGUAUCCUUCUUCACUGGUCUCACUACUCAUGCAUACAUGUUUGGAGGGCUCGACUCUGCUCUCCAUCUUGCAGAAGAGACGCUAGAUGCUUCCAGGACGGUACCAAAGGCGCUUAUGUCUACGAUUGGAAUUGGCUUCUUCUCUGGCUUUGUCUUUUCUGUGGCAAUGACGUAUUGCAUCCCCAGCUUGGAUAUUUUUGCCAAUGAUCCAGUACCGAUAUAUAAACUAUGGCGCAUAGCUAGCAAAUCCGACACCGCUGCUACAGUCUUUCUAGUUACUGGCAUCGUCAUCUUCACGUUCAUCCUCAUCGCCACCCAGCAAACAACCUCUCGCCUUAUCUGGGCUCUGGCCCGUGACCGCGGACUUGUCUUUUCCUCACAGUUUGCCAAGUUGUCUCCCAAGUUUGGCGAUAUCCCCGUGGCCGCCCUUAUUCUCGAUGCAGGACUGAUAUUCGUGUGUGGGUGCAUAAGCCUGGGCUCCACGGCGGCGUUUAAUGCUCUUGUUGGGGUGUUUUCAUUGAUGCAGAUGAUCUCGUUUGCGCUUCCAGCGGCGCUGCUGAUAUAUCGCCGGAGAAGUGAAAAGGUUCUUCCUCGCAAGAGAGCAUUUAGAGUGCCUGAGAUACUGGGUUGGGCUUGCAACAUUGGGACAGUUAUUGCGGCAGUGAUCGAAACUGUUUUCUUCACGUUUCCAAGCGUCUUGCCGGUUACUGGUAGCAAUAUGAAUUACGCCGUGGUAGUUCUGGCAGUGAUUGUAAUUGUCAUGGUUGUGAACUGGAUUGUUUUUGCGAAGAAGCAUUAUCAAGGUCCCAGAAUAGGAGUCGUCUUGUAA